AUGAAUGAUAUAGGCGUUAAAAUAGCAGAAUCUCCGAAGGAGCUAUCGGGGAUUUCUCCAGCGCCAGAGGUUGACGUCCACAAUGAAGUCGAUCCUCUAUCCAUAGAAGAUCCUGAUGAUGGUAUAGCGAAAGAUCCUCUCAAUGUAGAGGACACUGUUGGAACAGAAGGAAAACCGGAAAGCUGUGAUGAAAAUACCAAAGAAGAUAAUUUAAGUGAGAAGCAGAAUAAUGAUACUGAUGUUAUAACUGUACCAUCUGAGAAGGUCAAAGAGGAUGAUGGUUGUAUAAAUGUAAUUGAGGAUGAUAAGAAUGCACCAGAAGAAGUUGUUAUAGAUGUUAAGCCAAUCGAGCAAGCUCCCAUUAGCACAAUCUCUGUGUCGAGUGAACCCGACAAAAACAAAGAAGUGAAUGAGCCUGCUACGAUAGAUAAAGUUAAGGAGCCAAGUCCAGUGAAGGAGGUCCCUAUAGUCGAUGUUGAAGAAGUGAAACCUCAGGAAAUAGAUCCUGAUGUGGAAAUGACUGAAGUGGUGCAGCUAGACGAAAAGAUUGAGAAAACUGAGUCCAAGUUAAAAACACCAUCUCUUAAUGGGGAUAUUAUUAAGGAAGAUCAAGCAGCUAAAAGGCGCUUAAGUGAAGAUAUUGAUACAGAAUCACCUUUGAAGAAGCUCUGUCAGGAGGUAGAAAAGACAUUCCCGCAACACGAUGUCAUGAUAAACGAUUACAUUCAGACCGCGACUAAGAACAACGUAGACGAAAUACAGAGGCACACUGAGCAGCUGCUCUCCGAGAUCCAAACACUCCGAGAGCUCGCCCAGAAGAAGGAGCACGAGUGGAACAACAUUCUGCAUUUGAAGAAGGUCAAAGAGGAGAUACUGUUGAGGCUGCUAAGGCGCAAGCAGGUGCUGUCGUUCGAGAAGUCAGCGGACGUCAACGGUGCGGAGCGCGCGGACCCGUUCGAGUAUUUGAACCAGGCCAAAAACCUGGCCAUCGACAAGAGCGACGAGAUAUCCGGCCUGGCGAUAAAGCCGCCCACCCCGGCGAUGGUCAACCCCAUCCUGCAGCCGCCCGUGAUGCCCGUCACCACCCACUUCAACCACAUGUCCGGCCUACCGCCGCCGUACGACAAAGCGGCGCACAUGCAGUCCAUGCAGAAGCAGGUCUUCCCGCAGCCGCUGAUGAUGCCCGGCCCCGGCAUGAUGCCCGGCUUCCCGAGGGACAUGAACGGCCAGCUGCCCACCAGCUUCGGCAUGCCGAUGGGCAGGCAGGGCCCCACGAAGGACGUCAAAUCGAUAAUAGCCGACUACAGGCAGCGGAACCCGGAGGUCACCCCGAGACGGGGCAGGAGGAUGAAGUCGAUACUGAACCCCAACAUGAUGAACGCACCGAGACCGAUUGCCCCUAAGAUAGACAAUUUGAACAACUUCAACAAUCUCAACAUGCUCUUCAAUAAUUUAGAUAUGAACCAAAAGGCGAUGCUGGAGCGGCUACAGCAGAUACAAGCGGGCGGGUUGCCCAACGGGCUCUCCUUCAAGGACGUGCUCGUCCAGUUCGCCAACAUGCAGGCGAACCCAAACCUGAUGCCCGGCAGGCCGAUGGAGGCGGCGAUGGCCACCAGGCCGGAGCACCACAUCAGACCCGAGGGCAGGAGGAGACAGGACAGGGCCCACGAGGAGCCCCACACACCCAAGCAAGCGGAGAGACUCGCCUCGCCGAGCCCCAGGCUGCCACCGCCGCCCCCAUACCCUGAGAUCUCCCUACUGCCGGUCACCACCAGCCAGGAAGUGACGCAGUCCCAGAACUCCUUGCUUCACGGAAUACUCACCAAGCAGGCGCCCCCUGCGUCUCAGAGUUUCUCCCCGACGUUGGCUAAACUGCUUACGUCGCCGGAAAAGAAACAGAGCGCGCCAACGUUGCCAACUUUCGGUCAGGCCAAGAACUGUGGCGAGAUAACAAUAACUCCCGUGCAGCCAACACCGCCGCCACCGGAACCACAACCGGAGAAGGCUGAGGAGGUGGUCCAGUUGGACGACGAGGAGAGCCCCGCUUCGGAGUGCUCCGGCGCGGGCUCCCCCGCCGGCUCGGGCUCCGGGCGGCUGGUGAUCGACGAGGGCGGCGACGCGCAGGAGGCCGGCGGCGGCGGCGACUCCGCCCCGGCGCCCCUCUGCCAGGGCUGCAGGCGGCGGGACGCGCAGUUCGUGUGCGCCGGCUGCGCCAACCAGUGGUACUGCAGCCGCGACUGCCAGGUCGCCGCAUGGGAUGAACACUCCGAAAUGUGUUCCGGU
Messenger RNA from Iphiclides podalirius (scarce swallowtail), 2283 nucleotides. The record is from the annotation of a GenBank genome assembly. NCBI's taxonomy places the organism in Eukaryota, Metazoa, Arthropoda, Insecta, Lepidoptera, Papilionidae.